Danio aesculapii is the source of this 880-nucleotide messenger RNA. Its product is annotated as BEN domain-containing protein 5-like. The transcript has 8 exons. Bases 1 to 819 code for a protein of 272 amino acids. Gene Ontology annotation, molecular function: DNA binding. Lineage: Eukaryota; Metazoa; Chordata; Actinopteri; Cypriniformes; Danionidae. Gene Ontology annotation, biological process: negative regulation of DNA-templated transcription. The record is from RefSeq and is a predicted model, not a curated record.
AUGUUAUUUACAUUCCAGAGUCCAGAGAAGAGGUUGAAGAAGUGCUUGCGCAGGGUUGAUGAUGGUGAGGAUAAGGUGGACGAUGAUGAUGAUGAUGAUGAUGAUGGCGAUGACGACGAUGAUGAUGAUGAUGGUGGGGUUGUACCUGAAAAACUGUUUCAGGAGGCAAGACAAAAGCAACUAUUAUACAAAAAACAGGUCAACAAAAUGUCUCUGCAACUGCAGGAAACUAAACAGAAGCUAGAGGAGCACAUGAAACGAAGUGCAGAAGUUGAGGCGGAGAAUAAACAGCUACGUUCAUUAAACAUGCAACUGCAGCAACAGUUGCUAAAAUCACUCAACUCUUCAUCUGAUUCUAGACCACCAAAACCAAAGGGGACCAUAAAUGUACAAAACCCUCAGCAACAAAAACCAAAGAGCACCUUACAAAUUGCAGAGGCUGACUGUGAGCAGCCAUUACUACCCAGAAAAGAAGAUGAGAUUCAAUUGGUGAAACUUGGAGACAUCCAAAUCCGCAGUGACACCUGGACAGCAAUCCAAAAAAACACCAGGGAUUCUUUAUUUGUGAAAGAAUUGGCUGUGGCAUUCUGGGGCACAAAGACUCUGGGGGACAGAAGUCUCACAGGGAAGGAAUGCCCCACCACUAAAACUACAAAAAGACCUUUAACCCCACAGAAAUUACACACACUGAAAGCCUGCUUCAAGGAGUGGCUGGUGAAAGGGAAUGUGGAGGAGCCAGAGCUGCAGGCCAGAUUUUCAAAGGCUGGACGCUACAUUACUGAAAAAAUCAUGGACAUUAAAAAACAACAAAAAAAAUGAACAGUUAAUUGAUUUAUGAUGUAAAUGUGUUACACUUAUAAUAACCCCACUAUGAAUCAUU